Molecule: messenger RNA, 1233 nt
Organism: Aegilops tauschii subsp. strangulata
Lineage: Eukaryota; Viridiplantae; Streptophyta; Magnoliopsida; Poales; Poaceae
Source: RefSeq, a predicted model, not a curated record
AUGUCCGUCCGCGCGUGCGCCGCGCGCGGGGCCUCGCUUGACCCCGGCUCCGCGCUGCUACGUCUGUGGCUGCGCGCAUGCUUCAUCACGGCGCCUCGCUCCGGCCAACUGGCUCCCCUCCGUACAGGCGCUGGCUGCAGCUUCUGUUCGAGCGGGCCGCCAGCUCCUCCGCGACUUGCCUCCCGUGCGCGAGCCCCCGCCCGUGCUGGUGCAGGUCACCACGCCCGAGCUCCUCCGCCUACGCGCGCCCCCGUGGCCUCAACCGCCGGCUGCCGCCCGGCCCAUCCACCUCCUGCCCGGCGCCGACUCCGCGCGAGCGCCCCCGACGGGCCACGCCCGAGUCCUCCGCGGCCGACUGCCCUACGCGCCGGGUCGCCGCGGUCGCCUCCCUCCCCGCAAGACUGCCAGCCGGCUCCACACCUCCGCACGAGCGCCCCCGACGGGCCAUGCCCAAGCCCUCCGCGGCCGACUCCCCUGCGCGCCGGAUCGUCGCGGCCCCUCCGCCCCGCCCCAUGGCCGCCUCCACGCGCUGGCCUUGCCCGGCUUGCCCCGCACCCGCACCGCUUGGCCCCGGCGCGCCCGCCGACUCGCCAUCUCCUCGCCGUCCGCCCGCGCCAACUCCCGCUCUGCCCGCGGGCCCCUGUCGGGUCAACGCGCCCACGCGUCUGCCCCGCCGAGUCGCCGCGCCCGCCGGUGGCCGACUCCGCCUCCGCCCACGACCGCCUGCUCGCCUCGGCCGGCUCCCGAAGUCGCCGCGCCCGCCUGCGGUCGACUCCGCCCGCGCCCCCGCGGCCGGCCGACUCACCUCCCCGGACAGCCGGCUCCGCCCGCCACCCGGCCGGCCUGCUGCCGGCCGACUCGCCUCCCCGGACGGCCGGCUCCGCCCGCGCCCCCACGGCCGGCCGACUCGCCUCCCCGGACAGCCGGCUCCGCCCGCCACCCGGCCGGCCUGCUGCCGGCCGACUCGCCUACCCGGACGGCCGGCUCCACACGCGCCCCCACGGCCGGCCGGACUCGCCGCCCCGCACCUCCGACCUCCGGCCCGAGCACCCCCGCCUCCGGCUUGGUUUCGUCCGCGCCUCGGCGCCUGCCCCGCCUCGCGGCCCCCUCUGCCUGUGCGCCCCAUGGCCGGCUGCGCCAUGCCCGUCGGAGGCCGGUUGCGUCCCGCACCGGCUCGCGCCUGCGCCGGCCGCUUCCCGCCUCGGCCGUGGCCUUCGCUGGCCAGCUGCCUAG